This is a messenger RNA of Durotheca rogersii, 1284 nucleotides long. Its product is annotated as Borealin N terminal-domain-containing protein. The coding region runs from base 181 to 1284 and encodes 367 amino acids. The transcript is spliced from 3 exons. The record is from RefSeq and is a predicted model, not a curated record. Lineage: Eukaryota; Fungi; Ascomycota; Sordariomycetes; Xylariales; Xylariaceae.
CACAAAACCAACUCCUACAGGCAAUUCCAUCAUCUCCGUCAAGUCAACUCAGCACCGCCAAUUCCUCUCCAGAUACUGCAUAUUCCUUACAGCACGACACAAAAUACGCGUUCCCCCCAACCCUCGGAAGCGCCGCACCUACAUUGCAGUCCUUAAUACGAAUUAGACGCAUUCAGCAAGAUGGCGCCCCUGAGAGCGACGCGAAAACACCAGUCAGACCAGUCGAGAGACCCGACGGGAAGCCCCCAGGUUCACGCGAUGACGAGCACACCGGCGCGAAGCCCGAUCAAGAAGCGGAAGAUGGGAGUGACGCUCGCCCAGAAGCAAGCCCUGAUCGACAACUUACAGCUAGAGAUUACCGAACGCGCUCGACGGCUGCGGGCCCAGUACAGCAUCCAGGCACAACAAUUGCGAUCGCGCGUGGAGAUGCGCAUAAACAGGAUCCCGACCGCGUUACGGAAAGCCAAGAUGGGCGACCUCCUCCUCAAGGCUCUGCACCCGCAACAACCCCCCCAGCCACCCAAGCCAGCGUACGUAGCCAGACCUCCACCAGUCCCGGCCAAGGAUGCCACAACCCCCAAGCCCAUCCCGCGGAAGCCAGUGCCGGCGAGCAACGCGGCGGCGGGCCGCAAGCGCCUGAGCGGUGAGAUCUCCGACGACAAGGAGAACCAGCGGAACGACGCCAACAGCCCCAAGAAGCGCUCCCGCGUCGUGGCCGCCACCACUAAAGAGCCGGCGCCGAUCCAGCCUGCGCACGUCCUGUCACCGACGUCCUCGAACACGCGCUUCGCGCCGCGCGAGCGCCCCGCCGCGUCCCCCGCCAAGGCGGCGCUGAGCCGGCCCGGUUCUCCCCACAAGGGCCCGCCGGGGCGCCCCAACAACAUGCUGCCGAGCACGGUCGAGAAGGCAAAGGCGGCGGCGGCGAGGCCCGGAACCGCCGCCGGCGCGCGGCGCGCCCUCCCCGGCGCCUCGUCGUCGGUGAACUCGACCACGGGCACGCGGCCGCGGCAGGCGAUAGCGCCCCGCCCCGCCACCGCGGCGUCGACCCGUGGCCGGCGCAAGGUCAGCGGCGCGAGCGACGACGGCAGCGACGGCAGCACGUCAACCACGGCGACGAAGAAGGUCGGCGCCGGACGCGUCGCCAAGGCCUCUGCUGCUGCCGGCCCUGCCGCGAAGAAGGCGGCCGCGAAUGCAACCAAGCCGCCAGCAACCAAGAAGCCGCCCGCCGCCAAGGCAGGCACCGCGUCUGCGGCUACGGGGAGAGCGUUGCGGAAGAGGAAUUAG